AUGCGGACAUGGCCUCGGUGGCUGAAAGGCACCCUAAACAGCAAACCUGGGCCCGUUCUCUGCGACGGUUUAUUCAGCGAUGACGAACAGGGUCUCGGGUCGCAGCCCACCGACUCUCUCCUCAACUGGGACCGAGGCUCAGAGAAGACAAAUCGACAACAUCCUGUUCGUCGUUGUUCAUGGAUUGCCACUGGCGCUCAAUACCUCAUCCUUAUUACUGUCUUGCUUGCAAACCUUGUUCUAUUGGUGCUGAUACUCGUCGGACGCCUACGAAUCAAACUUGUUGAUGCCCCGGCACUACCACCAAAAAUGAGCAUCGAUACUGUCCAAAUAUUCCACCCAGAAACGCCCUUCACAAUCUUUUCGAAAGACAGAGGAGCUGCUGCGUGGGCGCAAAUGACGAUGAAUUUCGACAUUGGAACAGUCUACGUCGCCAAUCAUCAAGAGCAUGGACUGUUUGCUUCGGAGUUGAUGAGCUCUAUCCCUGGAUAUGAGAACUAUGCGAUUGCCAUGUAUCAUCAACUGCACUGCUUGGAUACCAUUCGUCAGGAGUUCUACACACUUAAUGUCACCGCUGAGGCCGCGUACGGCCAGCACAUUGGCCAUUGCUUCGAGUAUUUGAGACAGAGCCUGAUUUGCAACGCUGAUCUCACGUUGGAGUAUACGGCUGUUGGCUGGGAAGUUGAGCAUCUCUGUAAAGACCCAAAGGAGGUGAAGGCCUUUAUGGAGAAGUACAAUAAGGGUAACGAAGCGUAUCCAGUUAGCGACUGA
Messenger RNA from Zasmidium cellare ATCC 36951, 771 nucleotides. RefSeq lists its product as uncharacterized. Lineage: Eukaryota; Fungi; Ascomycota; Dothideomycetes; Mycosphaerellales; Mycosphaerellaceae. Bases 1 to 771 code for a protein of 256 amino acids. The transcript has 4 exons. Gene Ontology annotation, biological process: mycotoxin biosynthetic process. The record is from RefSeq and is a predicted model, not a curated record.